AUGAUGUGGAGUCUGUGGAUCCUGCUGGGCACUCUCAGUGUGGGUGAGUAUUUUUUUCCUCCAUAAUUUAAAUGUUUUAUUUUUUAAGUACAAAAUGUUGUACAAGUUUCGAACCUGAAGAAGUAUGUGGGAGUUGUAGCUUACUGUAUUAGCUCUUUACAUUCCAAUGAAAUGUCAUCCAGAAAACACAUUGAUGAACAAAUUAAUGGUUUCAAUCUACAGUGUUUUAAUCCUGUCUUUCUCACUCCAUCUCUCUCCAUAACCCCCCCCGUCUCUCAGAUGGCUAUGCGGUGCACGACCUGCACGAGCGUCUGUCCCACGGGCGUCAGCUGAAGAUCUACCUUCCAAAGAGCUCUUCGAAGCUGGAGUUCACCCCUGCUGCAGAGCCCAUGAAGACCUACCUGUACUGGGACCGUGGCGCCCGGACCACCAAGGGACGGGUGUCUGGGACAGGAACCGACAGGCGCUGGUAUCUGGACAAGGUGACUGACUGACUCUUCAAUUGUCCAAGUCAAAUUUUCCCUAGGGGACAAUAAAGUAUAUCAUAUCAUACCACCAGAGGUCCAAUUGAGGGGGGUGUUGGGGGAUGGUAUCGUCCUUUUAACAAAAAAUACCACUUGAUUUUGAACGUUAUUAAUACAUUUACACCCCUCCGGCCAAUGCAACUACCAUCCUCUAUCUAUCUCUUUCAUUUAAUUGUAUUGUUUUUAUUGUGAAGCAAUUUUAAAUGCACUUUGAUUUGAUCUGAAGGUGACGUAUGAGGACCAGGGGACCUACGUCCAGACAGACCACUGGAACAAGGAGAUCUCCUCGCUCAAAGUGGCUGUGAACAGUGAGUGCAGGAGGGGGUAUACGGUGGGGUGAUGGGGAGAGUUGUUGUUUAGCAUGUUAUGGAAAUAUUGUCCUUUGUUGUUGUCAGUUGGUGUACAGAACCUUCUUGCAUUUUGAUCUUUUGUCUCUCCGUUUCUCUGACUCUUGCUUGCUCCUUCACUAUCUCUCUUUCCACCUACUCUCUCUCUCACCCACCCCCCUCUCUUUCUUUCACUCUCUUCCUCUAAUGCUAAUUUUCCUCUUACUUUCUCUCACCCCUUCAUGUACCUGCCCCAUCUCUGUUUCCAACUACUCUCUCACCCUUCCUUGUAACACGUUCUCACACCUUUUCUCCCCCCACCCCAGCCAGGCGUGAGUACCCGAAAUGCGUGGCAGGUGAGGACCUCUAUAUCUCAUUGGAGGGCAUCGACCUAGCCGACGCCCAACUCUCCUUCUCGGGCGCCGACGCCAAUGUCAGCCUGGUACAUGAUGGGGCCGUGGUCGCCCAGGACCACCCGGACUACUGGAACCGGGUCAAGACCUACUCCACCAAGAUCACCAUCGAGAACGUCAACACCACGGACGUGGGUUACUACAUGCUGAGGGACAGGAGAGACAGGGUUGUCUCCAUCAUCAGGAUGGAACUCACAGGUGGGGGAGUGUGUGUGUGGUUUUUUGCUGUGUCACCAUGCGUUGUUAGCUGCUCCAAACCGUGGUCUGCAUAUAUGCUGGCUGCGUCCCAAAUGGCCUAGCCCCACUUACCUAACCUCAACCCUGCCUGGGAGCAGCAACAUUAGUGUGUGUGUGUAUAUAUGAUUCUCAUCAUAGACAUAGAAUGGAUUCUAUUCUAGAAUAUAAAUUAUGCUAUUUACAGUGAGCUCCAAAAGUAUAGGGACAGUGACACAUUUUCUGUUGUUUUGGCUCUGUACGCCAGCAAUUUGGAUUUGAAAUGAUACAAUGAUGAAACUUCUACAUUAAUGUGGAUGCUACCAUGAUUACGGAUAGCUCUGAAUGAAUUAAUGGCAUUGUUAGUUGAUCCAAACCUUGGUCUGCAUAUACACUGUUGCGUCCCAACUGGCUCCCUAUGUAGUGCACUACCUUCUACCAGAGCUCUAUGGGCCCUGAUCAAAAGUAGUGCACUAAAUAGGGAAAAGGGUGCCAUUUGGUCUGCAUUGACACUGGCUGGCACUAAGUGGCUAUCCAAGUAUCAUAUUACCCUGUCAAUGGUCUUCACCACUCAGACUGCAUAUGCAUCCCAAAUGGCACCCUAUUCCCUAUUAAGUGCGCUACUGGUUAAAUGUAGUGCAUUACAUAGGUAAUUGUGUGCCAUUUGGGACGCAUACCAUGAGUGUACAAACUGAAAAUAGAGGGACAAGGAAUCUGAAUUCCCAUCUUCACUCUUUCUGCCCACCAUAUGUUUUUAAUUUUCCAAAGUGACAGUUCUCUGCUGACCUCCAGAGAAUGGAUAGGCUAGGACAGGCCAGGAGUUUAUUUGUUAUUAUGAAUUGGGUAGUUUUCAUUUUAGUCAUUUAGCAGACGCUCUUAUCCAGAGCAAUUUAUAGUAGUGAGUGCACACAUCUUCAUACUUUCUCGUACUGGUCCCCCAUGGGAAUCGAACCCACAUCCCUGGCAUUGCAGGCGCCAUGCUCUAUCAACUGAGCCACACAGGAUUGGUUGAAAGGCCUGGUACAUUUAAGCAAUAAGGCACGAGGGGGACUGGUAUAUGGACAAUAUACCACCGCUAAGGGCUGUAUCCAGGCACUCAGCAUUGCGUCGUGCAUUAAUAACAGCCCUUAGCCGUGGUAUAUUGGCCAUAUACCACACCUCCUUGGGCGUUAUUGCUUAAUUAUAGUAGGUCUCCACACAAAAAUGAUAGCAAAGAGCUGACUUCAUUCUGAUUCAGAUUAGUUGGAAUUGAGCACUCCUAUUCUCCUGUUGUACUUUGUCUGCGUCCCUAUGGGCCCUGAAGGGUAUACUACAAAGCAGGAUCAAUGAGCGUGAUUUAAUUUGAAACUUUUCUUCAACAAUGUGCAUAUAAAGAGUCAAGUAUUUAUGUAUUGCUCAGUUUACUCUCAAUAUGUUUUGCUGAUCAUGUAAGACAACCAUGCAUACAUACAUGCACUAAAAACAUACCAUGAGUGAAUUAUGGAAUUCAAACCUAUUUUAACUGCCCUACACUCUUAGAAAAAAUUGCUGGAACCAAAAAGGGUUCUUCCUGGAACCAAAAAUGGUUAUCCUAUGAGGACAGCCGAAGAAGCCUUUUGGAACCCUUUUUUCUAAGAGUGUAAGAAAGAGGCCCCUGUAGACCAGAGUGGUUGUUUCCAAUAGGCACCUACACACACUUCAAAUGGCCACCAGUCUCAGUUCUACUGGUCUCUACUGAGUUCUACUGAUCUCUACUGUGUUUCUGUAGUGUAUGUACUAAGCAUAGUCUUCUACUAAACAUGCUCUUCCUGUCCUUUGCGCUAAAUUAUCACAGUCUGUAUUUUAGUUGUAUGUUUUUUGGGCUAUUUGAGAAAGACCUCAUAGGCACCUACAGUAACUGACUCUACGAUCUCUUUCCCUCUCAUCCCAAUUACCCCUCUUUCUCUCUUUUUGCUAUCCCGAUUUCUCACCUUUCUCCCCCAUCUCUUUCACACUGACUCUCUCUUAUUCUGUCACGCUCUUUCUUUGGCCUCCUCCCCCUCCCUCUCUCCUGCCUUCCUUCUCUCAUUCCCCCCCCCCCGCCCCCCUCUCCUCCCCUCCCCUCUCCCUCCCUCCCUCCCCUCUCUCUCCCUCCAGACCACCAUGACUAUGAAGCAGCUAACCCCCUCAUGGCCCUCCUCCUCCUGCUGGGGAUCCCCGCCGGUAUCUGCUGCUGUUGCCAGAAGAAGAUCUUCAAGAAGAAAGCCCCCCACACCACAGCCAUCCUCCAGGGGACCCCCGAGACUCUGCACCCUCCUCCCGGCUACAAUAUCCCCGGAGGGGUGUCCCCUGGACCUGGUGGCCCGGUAAGGGAUAGUUUGAUGGUGGCUUGGCGACAUCCCAAAUGGCAUCCUAUUCCCUAUUUAGUGCACUACUUUUGGCCAAGCACCCCAUAGGGCUUUGGUCAAAAGUAGUACACUAUGUAGGUAAUAGUCCCAAAUGGUACCCUAUUCCCUAUAUACUGUAGUGCACUACUUUUUACCAGGGCCGAUGGUACCCUAUUCUCUAUUUAGUGGGCUCUGGUCAAAAGUAGUUCACUUUAUAGGAAAUAGGGUGCCAUUUGGGACAUAACCUUUGUUAAUAUACUGUAUACAGUGCCUUUAGAAAGUAUUCAUACCCUUUGACUUAUUCCACAUUUUGUUGUGUUACAGCCUGAAUUCAAAAUUGAUUAAAUAUAUAUUUGUUCUCACCCAUCUACACACAGUACCCCAUAAUGACAGUGAAAACAUGUUUUUAAAAAUGUGUGCACAUUUAUUGAAAAUUAAAUACAGAAAUAUCACAUUUACAUAAGUAUUCACACCCCUGAGUCAAUACAUGUUAGAAUCUCCUUUGGCAGUGAUUACAGCUGUGAGUCUUUCUGGGUAAGUCUCUAAGAUCUUUGCCCACCUGGAUUGUACAAUAUUUGCACAAUAUUAUUUUUAAAAUACUUCAAGUUGGUUGUUGAUCAUUGCUAGACAGCCAUUUUCAAGUCUUGCCAUAGAUUUUCAGCCCAUUUAAGUCAAAACAGUAACUCUGCCAUUAAGGAACGUUCAAUGUCGUCUUCGUAAACAACUCCAGUGUAUAUUUGGCAUUGUGUUUUAGGUUAUUGUCCUGCUGAAAGGUGAAUUAAUAUCCCAGUGUCUGGUGGAAAGAAGACUGAACCAGGUUUUCCUCUAGGAUUUUGCCUGUGCUCAGCUCCAUUCCGUUUAGUUAGGAAGGACACCUGUAUCUCUGUAGUGACUGGGUGUGUUGUUACACCAUCCAAAGUCUAAUUAAUAACUUCACCAUGCUCAAAGGGAUAUUCAAUGUAAGCUUUUAUUUAUGUUUACCUAUCUACCAAUAGGUGCCCUACUUUGUGAGGCAUUGGAAAACCUCCCUGGUCUUUGUGGUUGAAUCUGUGUUUGAAAUUCACUGCUCGAAUGAGGGACCUUACAGAUAAUUUUAUGUGUGGGGUACAGAGAUGAGGUAGUCAUUUAAAAAGCAUGUUAAACACUAUAUAAAGAGUGAGUCCAUGCAAUUUAUUAUGUGACUUGUUAAGCACAUUUUUACUCUUGAACUUAUUUAGGCUUGUCAUAACAAAUCGGUUGAAUACUUAUUGACUCGAGAUAUUUCAGCUUUUCAUUUUUUUAAAAUGUGUCAACAUUUCUAAAAACAUAAUUCCACUUUGAGAUUAUGGGGUAUUGUGUGUAGGCCAGUGACACAAAAUCUCAAUUUUAUCCAUUUUAAAUUCAGGCUGUAACACAAAAAAAAGUCAAGGGGUGUGAAUACUUUCUGAAUGCACUGUACAUAAUAGUAUAUGCCAUAUAGUACCCACUUUGGUAACACUUUACUUGACACCCAGCGUCAUAACACGUUAUGACUUGGUCAUAACCAUGUCAUAAUAUAUCAUAACAGCUGACAUAAUUUGUCAUAACUAUUAUAAUAUGGUCAUAACACUGUCAUGAUACAUAAAUUUAGACCUGUUGUGACAUAUAUUGCAUUAUUUAAUGGCUGGUUAUGACACCUACAAAAGAGUGUAAAAACCCACAACCUGCCACGGUAGUUAUUUUAUGGCUGGUUAUGACACCUACUUAAGAGUGUCAAAACCCACAAAACCUACCACACAAGGCAAAACAUUCCAUUACACCAUAGCCUACAUGUCAACAGUAUGUUUAUGUUAUAUAUAUAUUUUUUUAAUUGACCAUAUUAAAUUAUCAUUGUAAUUGUGCACACAUUGAUGUAAUGUAAUUUGAAUAAAUGUGGGUUUGACACUCUUAUGUAAAAUAACACAAUAUAUGUCACAACAGGUGUUAAUAAUGGGUCAUGACAGUGUUAUGACCAUAUUAUGACAAGUUAUCUCAGCUGUUAUGACAUAUUAUGACCGUGUCAUAACGUGUUAUGACACUGGGUGUGAAGUAAAGUGUUACCGACACUUAAUCCAAAGCAUUUUAAAAUAUAUGGGUGGUCGCAUGAAUCAGACCCACUAUCCUGGCGUUGCAAGCACCAUGCUAUACCAACUGAGCUACAGAAGACCACAUGUUGCCCUUAGGUUCCUUAUGUCUCCCCUCUCACUCCUUGAUGUACUAUCAUAAUGACAUUGCAGUGAUGUUUUGUGAUUGAACGGUCGGUAAUAACAUAAAUUGUGUUUUUGCUGUGAUUAUUGCAGGUAUUUUAUCAUGGUCCAGGCCCAGAUCCUAACAUGGUACAUGAUGCAUGUAUUAUUACUCAAUUAACUACACUGUGGUGUGUUGUGUUGUACUGGAAUGAAGUAGUGUGUGUGGUUAUCGGCUUUGUGUUACUGAUCUGAACGACAAGCAAUAAUGCCUUUGUAUGUGUAUCGUUUUCUUAUUUUCAUGUUAGUCAUGUCAUGAGCACUGUGCGUGUAGCAUGUGUGUAUUAAAUAUAUAGAUGUACCUAUGUCUAACUGUGGGUGUCCAUGUACAGUAUCUGUGUAUGUAUAGUAUGUGUAUGAGGAUAUACUGUAAUGGAUAUAUAGUCUGAGCAGGGAUGGAAAUGAAGCUAGCCCGAGUCUAGUACUUUUCAGACUGGGCUAGUAGUAAAUGCCCAGUAAAAUGUUGUCUUUUCAAACAUUGCAUGGCACAGAUUUUGGACCCAAAAUCCUUAAAUUGCAUCCCUGAAUAUGACUAUAUAAAGGUAUAUUUGAGUCCCUCUGUCUAACUGUAGGAACUGUGGUGCUCCUCCAUGUACAGGGAGGUUACCCCCAGGUCUACUCUCCCCCCAACCCUGGGAUGCCUGGCCAGCCUCAGUGGACCGGACCCCCAUUCCAACCAGUGAGUCAAUCCAUUCAUCUCUCCUUCACUCCUCCUCUCUCUCCAUCUGUUAAUGUGAUCACUUAGCAGCACAACUGUAAGGUCCGAAAGCAUAGAAAACGAAGGAGAUGGGUAGAGAAUGUCUGGCCCAUAUGGCACCCAUUCCCUUUAUAGUGCACUACUUUUGACCAGGGCCCAUAGAGUGCCAUUUGGGAUACAUCCACUGUCUAUGUACAGGAGGGUUGGGGCUGAGUUAGGGGCUGUGAAGCUACACUAACCUUCCAGUAAUAAGGUUAUGUCUGUCCCAGUUGAUUAAUAAAUCAGAUACAGUUGAAGUCGGAAGAUUACAUACAUACUCAGCCAAAUACAUUUAAACUCAGUUUUUCACAAUUCCUGACAUUUAAUCCUAGUAAAAAUUCCCUGUUUUAGGUCAGUUAGGAUCAGUUAGAAUGUGAAAUGUCAGAAUAAUAGUAGAGAGAAUGAUUUAUUUCAGCUUUUAUUUCUUUCAUCACAUUCCCAGUGGGUCAGAAGUUUACAUACACUCAAUUAGUAUUUGGUAACAUUGCCUUUAAAUUGUUUAACAUGGGUCAAAUGUUUUGGGUAGCCUUCCACAAGCGUCCCACAAUAAGUUGGGUGAAUUUUGGCCCAUUCCUCCUGACAGAGCUGGUGUAACUGAGUCAGGUGUGUAGGCCUCCUUGCUCACACACGCUUUUUCAGUUCUGCCCACAAAUGUUCUAUAGGAUUGAGGUCAGGGCUUUGUGAUGGCCACUCCAAUACCUUGACUUUGUUGUCCUUAAGCCAUUUUGCCACAACUUUGGAAGUAUGCUUGAGGUCAUUGUCCAAUUGGAAGACCCAUUUGCGACCAAGCUUUAACAUCCUGACUGAUGUCUUGAGAUGUCGCUUCAAUAUAUCCACAUCAUUUUCCUUCCUCAUGAUGCCAUCAUGAUGCCAUCUAUUUUGUGAAGUGCACCAGUCCCUCCUGCAGCAAAGCACCCCCACAGCAUGAUGCUGCCACCCCCGUGCUUCACGGUUGGGAUGGUUCUUCGGCUUGCAAGCCCCCCUUUUUCCUUCAAACAUAACGAUGGUAAUUAUGGCCAAAGAGUUCUAUUUUUGUUUCAUCAGACCAGAGGACAUUUCUCCAAAAAGUACGAUCUUUGUCCCCAUGUGCAGUUGCAACCCGUAGUCUGGCUUUUUUAUGGCAGUUUUGGAGCAGUGGCUUCUUCCUUGCUGAGCGGCCUUUCAGGUUAUGUCGAUAUAGGACUUGUUUUACUGUGGAUAUAGAUACUUUUGUACCUGUUUCCUCCAGCAUCUUCACAAGGUCCUUUGCUGUUGUUCUGGGAUUGAUUUGCACUUUUCGCACCAAAGUACGUACAUCUCUAGGAGACAGAACGUGAGCGGUAUGACGGCUGCGUGGUCCCAUGGUGUUUAUACUUGCGUACUAUUGUUUGUACAGAUGAACUUGGUACCUUCAGGUAUUUGGAAAUUGCUCCCAAGGAUGAACCAGACUUGUGGAGGUCUACAAUUUUUUUUCUGAGGUCUUGGCUGAUUUAUUUUGAUUUACCCAUGAUGUCAAGCAAAGAGGCACUGAGUUUGAAGGUAGGCCUUGAAAUAUAUCCACAGGUACACCUCCAAUUGACUCAAAUGAUGUCAAUUAGCCUAUCAGAAGCUUCUAAAGCCAUGACAUAAUUUUCUGGAAUUUUCCAAGCUGUUUAAAGGCACAGUCAACUUAAUGUAUGUAAACUUCUGACCCACUGGAAUUGUGAUACAGUGAAUUAUAAGUGAAAUAUUCUGUCUAAACAAUUGUUGGAAAAAUUACUUGUGUCAUGCACAAAGUAGAUGUUCUAACCGACUUGCCAAAACUAUAGUUUUUUAACAAGAAAUUUGUGGAGUGGUUGAAAAACGAGUUUUAAUGACUCCAACCUAAGUGUAUGUAAACUUCCGACUUCAACUGUACUCUCAAUAGGCCAAUCUUCGUCAACAAGCAAUAUGCCUCUGUGUGUGACGGUGUUGUUUUGCUGUGGUUUGUUUCAGGGGUUCAACCCAGGCUACCCCCCACAGGACCCUAUGUACCCCCCCACCCAGCCCCUGCAGUGGAACGGCCCGCCGCCCAACCAGCCACAGCAUAACCCUGGUGCUCCUCCUAUGGUAGGUCUCUCUACACUACCCUACUCUAUUAUAUUAUUCUCUUCUACUCUGUUCUAUCCUACUCUAAUCUGUUCUAUUCUACUCGACUCUACCCUACUAUAUUCUAUUCUACUCUUCUACUCUGCUCUGUUCUAUUCUACUCUACUCUGUUCUAUUCUACUCUACUCUACCCUACUAUAUUCUAUUUUACUCUACUCUACCCUACUAUAUUCUAUUCUACUCUACUCUGUUCUAUUCUACUCUACUUUCUACUCUACCCUAUUCUACCAUAUUUGGUUCUAGUAUAGAACACUCAACUCAGCCUCUACUCCUCUUCCCUCUAUUCUACAAUCUAUCUCACUCUGCAUUCCUUCUGACCCCUAAGUGGAGUGGGCCGCCUAACCAGUAUCAGUAUCCCGUGGCUCCGAUGGUAUAUAUCUACUCUACUUAACCAUAGUCUAGCGUCUCUUCCCACUCCGCCCCAUCACCCUUUUCCUCUGUGUCUACAGAUGUCAAAUCUUAACUUGUACCUGCAUUGUACCUUAUGUAGGCUACAUGCAGGCUACAGCACAUUCUUAAGUGGAUUAUAAUAAAUUAACAUAUUUGUAGGAGGUAGAUGUAUUUUUUGUUAAUUUUUUUAAUCAAUUGUUUUAUUAUAUGUUGAAGGCAAGCAAUAGGCUAAAUAAAUUAUACAUUUCCUUAGUGCGUGUGGUCCAGAGGUUACAGCCACUGACAAUGGCGCACAUAUGUCCGAGUCGGCAUGGGUUUAAAUCUGGCCCGCUACAUAUGGAUGAAUGUCUUCUUUUGACACAUUAAUUCCACGCGGUUACAGGGUUAAAACAGAAACAACUCAAAGGUUAACAGUUUAGGCAUUAAUUCAGAGUGGUUAAGGUUAGGGUUUAAAACAAAAAAUUUGAAAACUACGCACCUAUGUUUCAUCAGUAUUUAUAGUAUUCUUAGUGCUUGUGAAAGUAUAGUGAACUGUCGUAGCGAAGUGGUCUAAGCAGCGUGCUCUGGCUCUGAACCUCAUGAGUUUCUACCCAGUGCUGGGUGAUAUAGAGACCAGCCUGAGCCUAUAUUAGGCCCACAAGUUAAUUGCAUUUAUUUCAAUGUUUUCAAGAAGUAAAACAAAUAGUCUAAUAAUUUACACAUUAAAGAAAAGUGUCUCAGCUCAACUAAAUCAUCUUUGGAUAGACUCAAAUGCAUAAACAUCUUGACAGCUUUACGAAAUGAAAUAUUAAAGCCACACAAUACAGGCUCUCAAUCCACACCAAAGACCAGAACUAUAUUGACAAAUUAUACAUAGCCUAAUUAUAAAACGUGGACGAGAGGGCGAACAUAUAGUAGGCCUACAUCUGUCAAUCAACUGAUGGCCCAAAUCACCUCAUCAACUGAGCCAGGGAAACACUGUACCCUAUUAUCUGUUUUCACACCUUUCAUUAUGUGACAAUGGAUAGGCUAAUGGUUAGUCUACAGAAUGUAGCCUAUUGGAAUUUUAUCAAAUAACAAGGGGCCUAUUGCAACCAUCGAUGGCACUAGAUUAUCGCCAGCUGAUGUCUCGUUAAACCAUCAAUACUCGCUAAAUUCCCCCGCACAGCUGAUCUCAAUUAGAACCAUUACUGGUCACCUCAUUACCGCUCCCUAAAAGAUGAUGUCGAUGUUACGUUAGUCCUGCUUGCAACCAAAGUCUUUCAAGAUAUGUUUUUCUAAUGUUGGUGUAGCCUACUGUUAUUAUUUUAUUCAUUUCCUAUUUAUGUUAUCCAAAAGUGUCUGGUAUGGUCAUUUCUUAUCAAGAUCGGGAGUAAAAUAUUCCUGGACUGUCCGUAUUUGAAAGGUGUACAUAAAUCAAGUCAAUCGGGGGAAUUUAGUUAUUUGUGCCAGAAGAGUGUGGGCUGGAAUCAAACCCAAGCUGACAAGAUAGACCUAUAUGUGCGCACUGAAGACAGCAGCCCUAACCGCUAGACCACCCCAGGGAACAAUUGAACUAAAUUUUGACCUGAUAAACUUGACACUUGUAUGUCGAAGCCUAGUGGAGACCAAUAUCUAUAUUAUGUUAUUAGGCUAUAUAAAACGACAGAUGUUGAUGUGUAUGGCUGCAUUUCAGAUACAUUUUUGUACAUUUGAACAUUGUAGUAGCAUUUGAGCGAGCGAGAGAGGAAAUUAUUUUGAUAGCAAAUCCCAAUGAGUCGACUGCCCCCUCAUGGAGGGAAAGAUAACCGCUCUUUUUCAGGGACUCUCGAAGGCUCAUUUGAAUUUUUUGAUGCAGCAGGAGAAUUCUUAGCGACAAAAGAGGGAUCAAGUUAAGAUCCGACAUCUGUAUCUGUCAUAUGCUGCUCCAGUUUUGAUCCUUCUCAUCUCAGUGUGUGUGAAUGUGUGUGUGUGUGCGUGUGUGUGCUUGUAAGCACACGUGUGUGUGUGUGUACAUGACAUGUAUUUGUGUGACUAAUUGUGUGUGUUUCAGGGGUAUGCUCCGGUGAUGUACAGUGCCCCUCCUCCAGGUGAGCCAGUGAAGGAGGAGAUAAAGAUGGAGAACAUGUCUCCUGCUAAUCCCCUCCUCGCCCACCCCCCACAACCCCCCCAGGUCAGUUCUGUCUCUCUCUCUCUGUCUCUGUCUCUGUCUCUGUCUCACACACACACACUUGCUAACUUUAUGGAUACAUGGUUUUCAUUAACUAUCAACUUUCACUCCCUAGGCGUCAUCGCCAUACGCCCCCAUGCCUGCACCUGCCUCUGACGUCCUGCACUCCUCCGACGGAGCCUACCAGUUUAACAUCGACACAGGAAAGAACACCACCACCAAUGCCACCAACUUCCUGUAGAACACCACCCAAUGGCCCAAUCAGGAGCGGCCCUUUCAACGUAAUGGGGGCUCCGUCCCAAUAUGGCUCAAUUGCUUCCUUUCUUCGUCUCCUUUCCUCGUCGCUUUCCCUGUGUGACCACUGAUAUUAAUGGAAGGUAUAAACCAUGGGGGCUGUUUGCGAUUCAAAUUAGGGAGAUGUUAAACAGGAGAAGUGCUAAUGAAUUUACCAACAAAAAUGCAGAGAUCCAUCCCAGUUUUGUUUUUUUAUUACAUGGUCUGUGAAAAAACUGCUGACAUGACUAGGUCUCGAGCUGGGUUUUUAUUUAAUGUGGGUAUUUUUACCCCCUACCCAUUUCACAUAAACAAACAAAGGUAACAAAAUGUAAAACAUAAUGGUUUUUGUCUCUGUGUAAAUGGGGUAUUAGUGAAGGAAAGGAGAUAAGGAAAGUAGGUAAUUGGGACAUGCUCCUAUUUCCUGUAAAGGGACAGGAAGUGCCCAUUAGCUGUGAUACAGACCUGUCAAAAUGGCUGAAACAGACGCUGGAAGCAUUGGAUUGGUGCAGGAAUGGCUGAAGGUAGUUUCCACCAUAUUCCCAGUCCAUUUAUUUUAAAUAUACUAAUGUGAUAAUGAUGAAGCACUCUUCCUCUCCUUCUGCACGGAGAAUGAUUUGCCUCAUGUCCUUGUCAUGUAAAAUUACACUCAUUCUAACACUGAAGUCCUAUUUAAUCUGCCAUUUGUGCUUAUUUAAGGUACAAGUCCACACUUCGGGAGAAGGGUAGAGAAUUGGAAUGUAGCCAGAGUCUAGGGGCGAGGGUUGGGAAGGCACUGGAAAGGGUAGGUUAUUUUACAUUUAUUGUUUUAAAUGUGUAGCCUUAGAUUUUUUCUAACUUGUCUUUUUUUAAACUCAACAGUAAAGAUGGUAUCUAUCAAACACUCCAACUGCCAACCAUCUAGCAAAAAAACAAACAAACAAACAUGAUCAUUAUCCAACCAGAGAAUUCAGAACCCACAUCACACCCAGUCAUCAUCCAAUCAGAUGGUACCAGGAAAACUCAUCAUCACCAUGAAUAGACUAAGCAAAGCUCUCUAUAAACAAAUAUAUACAUGUAAAUACGAUAAAAAAUGCCUUUACGUUCCAAAGUAUAGUUUGUCAUUAUAUGCAUGAUGGACCAUUUUAGUACUUUAUAUGAAACUACUGUCAUUUCAACAGGGUAUGCAGAGUAAAAUAACUGUUUUGGCAGCUGAUGAUUAAAAACAAUUGGGAGGCAGGUGCUAUUUUAUCAGGCCCAAAUAGCCCCUUAUUCCUUACAUAGUUCACUACUUUUUACCCGAUUAAAUGUCAUUCCUGUGCAUCUGUUCUCUUGUAUUGUUAUCACGUUAGGUUGAACACUGACAGUUUUGUAGCGUCAAUGAGGCUAACAGAGAUGUAUGAGUUCCUCAAGAGCCUAUGCAAAUCGCAAAGUUGUAAUAGUUACCACUUUAUUGCUGUAUAUAAUCAGCAAUGUUAAUAUUAUAUUAGAACAUGUAAUAUGCAUAAAUAUUCAAGAAACAUUUUAAUUUGCAGUGUACAAACUUAACAUGAUGAACAGCAAUGACAAUUAUGCCAACGGGUGACCAAAAAUAACUAUCUUAAAGCCACACCUCCAAUAAGCCACGCCUCUAAUAUGAUAGGCUGCCACCUCUAAAAUAUAUGAUUAAAAAGGUUCAGAAUUGAGCCCCUCCCAUCACAAAAAGGUUUUAACCUUUACACAAGGGUUCCUCAAAGACCCUUUUCAGAGGGAUUCCUCAUGGAACCUUUUUCAACUGGAAAGGUUCCGCCGGUGUGGCAACCCAAAAGGUUAUUCCAGGCACCUUUAUUUCUGUAGGGAAUAGGGUGCCAUUAGGGAUGCAGACAUCUUGGUUUAAAAGAAGGCAAAUUAUGCUAUUUAUAUAUCAAGACAUAUUUAAUGUCUCGUUUAACAAUGAAGCACUCCUGAAGGUUAUACAGACAUUGUCUUCAUCCCCUCAUCGACCCUAGAUGCUGAUCUUGGGUCAGUUUUGCAUUUUGGGUCAGUUUUGCAGGUUAGGAUUGCGGGAUGGGAAGCUGAUCCUAGAUCUGUACCUAGGGGAGGGAACCUUCACCCUGGAGGCUCCUCAACUCAGGUCACGU
Coregonus sp. 'balchen' is the source of this 13796-nucleotide messenger RNA. The record is from the annotation of a GenBank genome assembly. NCBI's taxonomy places the organism in Eukaryota, Metazoa, Chordata, Actinopteri, Salmoniformes, Salmonidae.